This is a messenger RNA of Anopheles merus, 1837 nucleotides long. RefSeq lists its product as uncharacterized. The coding region runs from base 745 to 1371 and encodes 208 amino acids. The transcript has 3 exons. NCBI's taxonomy places the organism in Eukaryota, Metazoa, Arthropoda, Insecta, Diptera, Culicidae. The record is from RefSeq and is a predicted model, not a curated record.
CUGCAUUGAUUGGGAGGGAGAUUUUUCCGACUCCAAUGCUCAAAUCUCUCCCGCGCGCUCGCACAGGCUCGGGCCCCAGAGCGAGAGCGCGCACGUACCCGAAAUGGAGCGGACGUUCGCUAAAAGGCGGUGAUGGAAUGUAGGGAAAACAACUGGAUCCUAGCGAUGAUUUCCACCAUUGGCCACUGUUUAGUUCCGAUGGACGUGCCCAAGCGAGUGGCGUUUUUCUUUUUGUUUACCCGCGCAGCAGUGGACUAGAAAAACAGCAAGGUGCAAAUCGAGCGCACGCUGACGCUGGAUUUCGUUCGCGUGUGACCGUGUGUGUGUGUGCGUGCGUGUUUUAUUUUCCACACUGAAAUCGUGUUUUUCCAUCGCACCGAAAAGCAAAACAAAUUCUCGCUGCGGCAAAAAAAAAACGGCAGCUCGUUCCAGGCGGCGGCCUUCCCGGCAAAGGAUGUAACACGCCACGCAGUGCAGUGCAAAGCGAAACCGACAGGGGACCGCGGAAAACUCGGCGCCAUCAACCACUGUGCUUCUCUCCAUCAACCGCAACUCCCGCGGCGGGGUCGGUGACACGCUGGAAAAGGGCAGCACUGGACCUGCCGAAGGGAAAACGGCACUACCCCCGUAUGCUCUUUGUUCAAGGCGCACCAAACGUAAAAUAGACACACUGACACACCGAGCGAGAGUCCGAUGCGAUAGGCGGCCAACGGGGGAACGGCACACAGCAGCAGCGGCAACACGAUGAGCUACACGGCCGAGGAGAAGAUAAAGCUCGCGGGCGAAGACUCGAAGGAUCGGCUGUACGAGGCGAAACAGAACCAGAAGGCGAUACGCAUCCUGACGGUGGCGGCGUACGUGCUGUGCGUGUCGCUGGUCGCCAUCAUGCUGUCGCUCUACUACAUCUUCUUCUGGGAUCCGAGCACGAACCCGAUGCAGCAGAAAACGCAAACGAUCGAUACCCUUAUCAUACCGGACCAUCUGGCGAUCCGGCUGGCGAACCGCAGCGAGGUACCGGCGAGCCGCUUUUUCCACACCUUCUACCAGCACCUGGUGCAGGAUCGCGUCGUCAAGAUCCGGAAGGAGGUACAGAUCUCGGAGUCGUCCAAUCUCACCAAACUGAUCGAGCUGUACCAUCAGCAGCAGCAGCAGCAGCAGCAGCACCGUCCGGGCAAGCAGUCGCCGCCCGACGGUCCACUCUCCUACCAGCUGCAGGCGGAGCAGCAGCCAGGCUCGGCCGCGAGCGAUGGGCCCCGGCUGCACACGGACGAGGACGACGGUAGCGACGAUUACGAGCAGAGCGGCAACUACGAGCUGUACUCCAACCACACCACCAUCCAGCUCGAUGCCGACGAAACCGGGCCGCAAUGAGAGGUCAUUCUCACUGCACUGCUUGGAGCCCACAGACGCACCCCCCGGCUUAGUCGCGACUCUCUCUCUCACACACACACACACGCGCAUCUCGGUGCGGAACUAUACAUACAGGAAUUGCGCGCACACGUUUUCGUACGAUUUUAAUGCACCAAACACCACCCCACACACGUAACUGCUACAAACCGAGGAAGAAGAAACAAAUAUUAUAUACCUAUAUAUAUAUACAUAUAUACACGGCACCGACAGCAGAACAGGGAAGGUAUGCGCUGCAAGAGGUGGCAUGAGGGACGGACGAGCGCGGGCGCGUAUCCUGCGUGCCACGUGCUGGCGCACGCUUGCGGAGGAUGAAAAACGCGGAUGGUACAGUGGAGUAGUGUAACUUUGUGGCCUAAAACCGAAUUACCGUGCGUGCGUGUGUGUGUGUCACUAACCCAACCAAAUAUGUAAACAAAAAAACAAAAAC